Messenger RNA from Centropristis striata (black sea bass), 2873 nucleotides. RefSeq names its product transglutaminase 2b (gene tgm2b). Gene Ontology annotation, molecular function: protein-glutamine gamma-glutamyltransferase activity. Gene Ontology annotation, biological process: peptide cross-linking. The transcript is spliced from 13 exons. Bases 127 to 2163 code for a protein of 678 amino acids. Lineage: Eukaryota; Metazoa; Chordata; Actinopteri; Perciformes; Serranidae. The record is from RefSeq and is a predicted model, not a curated record.
CGCCUACCAGCCGACUGACUAGCACGAGGGGGGCUACAAAUAAGACCGAGAUAACGGCGGCGAGGGAAACAUUAUUCCCCUCUGAGCUGGAGAUUCACUGAGAACGCUAAGAAAACUGCUGCAGCAAUGGCUCAAGCUCUGGACAUUGAUCGUUGGAACCUGGAGUGUGAGUUCAACAACAUGGAUCAUCGCACUGAUCUCAACGGUGUCGACCGUCUGAUCGUGAGGAGAGGCCAACCGUUUUCAGUCAGCCUGUACCUUCGCUCUGGAAACUACCAGCCAGGACUCAGCUCUCUUGACUGCGUCGCAGAGACAGGUCCUCAGCCAUCUGAGCAGUAUGGCACCAGGGCCUCCUUUGGUCUGUCUGCCAACAUUGACACCUCCCGCUGGAGCGCUGCUGUCACCAGCCCCCCAGGGGACAUGGUGGCCCUGUCCGUCUGCCCUGCCCCUGAUGCACCUAUAGGCCGCUACACCCUGACCCUGGGGCGAUCAGGGCGGAUUGAGUUUAUCCUGCUCUUUAACCCCUGGUGCCCAGGAGAUGCCGUGUAUAUGGACAAUGAGCAGAGUUUGGCAGAGUAUGUGUUAUCUCAAGAUGGAAUCAUCUUUCGAGGCAGCUACAAGCAUCCCAUAUCUACUCCCUGGAACUUUGGCCAGUUUGAAAGUGGAAUCCUGGACGUCUGUCUGAGGAUUCUGGACAUGAACCCUAAAUGUCUGAGAAAUCCUGGCAAAGACUGCUCAGGGAGGAGAAAUCCCAUCUAUGUUUCCAGAGUGCUUAGUGCCAUGGUGAACUGUAAUGAUGACAAAGGGGUGUUGCUGGGAAAAUGGACAGGGGGGUAUGAAGGAGGCAUCAGCCCGAUGUCCUGGAAGGGCAGCGUGGAGAUUCUGCGCAACUGGGAGACACAAGCCUGUCAGCCUGUUCGCUACGGACAGUGCUGGGUGUUUGCUGCAGUUGCCUGUUCAGUUUCCAGAGCUCUUGGCAUCCCAUGCAGAGUUGUAACCAACUACCUGUCAGCCCACGACGUCAACAGUGACCUUGUGAUUCAUCGCUACAUCGACGAAAAUGGUGACCUUGUUCAGUCCAGAGAAAUGAUCUGGAAUUAUCACUGCUGGGUGGAGAACUGGAUGACCAGGCCUGACUUUAAAUCUGAUUUUAAUGGCUGGCAGGCCACUGACCCUACGCCUCAAGAGAAGAGUGAAGGAGUGUACUGCUGCGGCCCCAUCCCUGUCAGGGCCAUCAAGGAGGGUGAGCUCACCUUCAAGUAUGAUGCCCCAUUUGUCUUUGCUGAGGUCAAUGCUGACGUCAUCACCAUCAUGAAGAAAAAAGACGGCAGCACGUCUAAUGUCACCAGCACUACAGUGGUGGGCCAGAAGAUCAGCACAAAGAGCGUGGGCAGUGACACCAGAGAGGACAUCACUCAUCUCUACAAGUACCCUGAAGGCUCUGAUGAAGAGCGGGAGGCUUUCACGAAGGCUAACCACCAAAACAAGCUGCUCCAGCAGCAGGAAAACCAAGGCCUACACCUCACUAUCAAGGUCACAUCAGACAUGAGGAAGGGCUGCGACUUUGAUGUGUUUGCUCUGGUAACAAACAACACACAAAGCAACAAGAAGUGCCGCCUGGUGUUCGGAUCCGCCGCUGUGUCCUACAACGGGAUUCUGGGAGAAAAUUGUGGCUUUAAAGAUCUGCUCAAUGUGGAACUGUCACCAGGAGGAGAGAGGCGUGUUCCACUUAGGCUGAACUACUCUAAGUACGGUGGCAAUCUUAGUGAGGACAACUUAAUCCGCCUGGCAGCUCUGUUGAUAGACUACUCCACCAGAGAUGCAACGCUGGCAGUGAGAAACAUUGUGCUGGAGAAUCCUGAAAUCAAAGUCAGGAUCCUGGGUGAACCAAAGGAGAACCGUAAGCUGGCUGCAGAGAUCACCCUGCAGAACCCUCUGCCAGAGCAGCUGGACAACUGCUGCUUCAGCAUCGAGGGGGCCAACCUCACUGGAGGACGCGUCAUCUCGGAGAGGCUGUCCUCCUCAGUGGGACCUGGGGAAGAUGCCAAGGUGAAGAUAUACUUCACUCCCACCCAUUCCGGGCUGAGAAAACUGGUGGUCGACUUCGACAGCAGCAAGUUGUGUCACGUCAAGGGCUACAGAAAUGUCAUUAUUGGAAAAUAAAGCCUUUUAACCUUCGCAGUCCAUUAGACGCCAGUACUGUUAUGUCAGAACUGUAAACUGUUUAGACAUUUAAAGAUUAGCUCCUUUUGCACAGUGAUAAGAAAAUGAAAAGCUUUUAUAUUCAGAUACUUGAGAAUAUCACUGUAUUCAUAAUUGCUUCAUGUAGCAUAUACCUGUUUUGGUAACGCUUUAUACUAAGGUCCUUGUAAUAACCAUUAAUUAACAAGUAAUAAGGCCCUUGUAAGUCCUUACAAGAUGCUUAUUACCAUUAUUGUGUGUUUAUAAGCUUAUAUAAGUGUUAAUAAUGGCAUUACAAACACCCAUGACCCACCUAUUAUGUCUUUGCCAUGCCUUUAUUAAUCUUAUUUUGUUUGCUUAUUGAUAUUAAAAUAUACUUUAUUGCUCAUCUAUUAUAAGUUAACUAUAAGUUAACUAUGGUUUUUGCAACUACCGGAUCUAAAGCGAGAACAAUGCCUUAUUACUUGUUAAUUAAUGGUUAUUAAGGACCUUAUUAUAAAGUGUUACCCGUUUUUAUUCGGAGCCAUAGAUAUUUAAAUGUGAACGCUUUGUACUCAUUAAGGCUAAUUAAAAGCUGUGCAUGCAAAAUUUUUAACAGAAUAUAUACCUUGAUAUGAAGUGAUGAUAAGUACUAUGUACUUUUUGUUUUUUAUUUUUUUUAGUGCUACAAAUAAAGAGUUGUCAAAAACUUA